CACCCCUGUGCGCCUGCGCCUCGUUGCCCGGCACCCGCCUGGGGAAAGGACAAGCUCGGGAAGGGUUGCGGGCAGCCGGGUCUCCGGAAGCCUACCCUUCACCCGGAAAUGGUUCUUGAGGAACAUGGCGUUGCUGGUGCGAGUCCUUAGGAAUGGGAUUAGCAUCUCCCAGUGUUUUCCAGUAUGUGGCCGACUGGUACCUGUGUCUGUCAUGCCAGGGCAGUGGGGCAGGGCUCUGUCUGGAACUUCUCAGUGGCAUCAGAUGAGCCAGUUCCUAGCAUGUGGUGUACCUGAACAGAUUCAUGGACUAGACAUGCAACUGAGAAAGAAGUAUCAUACCACAACUCAGCUUUCUACUACCAAGGAUUUCCCACAGCCUGUUGAAGAGAAGGUUGGUCCCUUCACAAAGAUAAUAGAAGCCAUGGGAUUCACAGGACCACUGAAGUACAGUAAAUGGAAAAUUAAGAUUGCAGCCCUGCGUAUGUAUACUAGCUGUGUGGAGAAAACUGACUUUGAGGAAUUCUUUCUAAGGUGUCAGAUGCCUGAUACAUUCAAUUCAUGGUUUCUUAUAACUCUACUUCAUGUCUGGAUGUGUCUAGUCCGAAUGAAACAGGAAGGCCGGAGUGGAAAGUACAUGUGUCGUAUUAUAGUUCAUUUUAUGUGGGAGGAUGUUGAGCAGCGUGGCAGAGUCAUGGGGGUUAAUUCCUAUAUCCUGAAGAAGAACAUGAUCCUUAUGACAAAUAAUUUCUAUGCUGCAAUCUUGGGAUAUGAUGAGGGGAUCCUUUCUGACGAUCAUGGGCUGGCUGCUGCCCUCUGGAGAACCUUCUUCAAUCAGAAAUGCGAAGACCCUCGACAACUUGAAUUGUUGGUGGAGUAUGUGAGGAAACAGAUGCAGUACCUGGAUUCCAUGAAUGGUGAAGAUCUACUUCUCACAGGGGAGGUGAACUGGCGCCCUCUAGUGGAGAAGAAUCCUCAGAGCGUCCUGAAGCCCAGUUCUCCAAUUUAUAAUGACGAGGGUCUUUGACAGGCAGGUCCUUCCAAACAGCUGGCUGGCUAGCUUCGAGGAACCACCAGGAGAGAGGUGACUGGCUCAGGACCCUGCAAAAUGUAGCCUGAACUGACCUCUGAAACAGCACCUGUCAAGUACUUGACCCCAUUUGUGUUGAUUUUUCCUCUUAGUAUGCCCAAGAGUCUUCAUCUGGUGGGGUUCAGUCCUGUGAGAAUCCUUAACUCUUUGGGGAUACCCUUUUCAUCAAGAGAAUUCCUGAGCAUGAACUCUCUAGCACACACUUCCCAAACAUUUUCCAAAUGCCAAGGAAGGGAUGGGGGUUAGUGAGAAAGGGGCCCUGCCACUGUGACCUGGAGUGGUUUGUAAUGCUGCUGAGUCAAGAUGGGUAACUAUGCUCUGUCCCCCAGCUUUGAGUGGUGGGACUGAGUUGGCCAUUAAAAGAAACAGAGAUUUCCCUCUGCAUGAUUCUUUAUUCCAGGGUCUUUUAGAAACAUACUGAGGUGGCAGUUGCCAUAAGCUGAGGAGCACUGCCUAGCUCAUGUAGAGAAUGGGUGUUGGGGGUAGAUAGCAUAAUGGUUAUGCAAAGAGACUCUCGUGUAUGAGGGUCCAAAGUCCCAGGUUCAAUCCCCCAUACCACUAUCAGCCAGAGCUGAGCAGUGCUCUGGUAAGAGAGAGAGAGAGAGAGAGAGAGAGAGAGAGAGGAAGAAUGGGGGUUGGGUGGGGAGAGGGUCAGGAGGAUCUCUGUUAGUGCUUUUGGCUCCAGCUCAUGGAGGUAGCACUGAUCUGACCAAGGCAGCCUGCCAGUGCCUGUCCCCUGGGACCCAGGAGGUCUCUGAUAGCCAAGGGGCUUCUUGGAUCCUAGGUUGUUUGAAAAGAGACCUCAAGAACAAAGGUCCCUUUGUUGCCACCAUUGAACUGAGUGAGAAAUUUGUUCUCUUUUCUCUCAUGACUCCUUUUUGAUAAGAUUUUGGGGGAGAAGAGAACAAUCUUCCUGGCUUAGUUGUACCAUCCUAGGACCCAGACUUAACGCCCAACUUCUGUAAACUUGCCCACAUUUGGAGCAUGUGCUAGACAGCCAUGUUGGCCUAAGCACAUAAGGAGUAGUAUCCUCCUCCUCCUCAGUGUGGGUCAUCUCUGGAAGGACUUUCUUUAAAUUGAAGAAAGGGAGGCGGGGAACCAGGUUGCUCCUCCCCCCAUCAAACUUCUUUCAUUUAACUUGCUAUAAAAUGACUCAUAUAAAGAAACUCUAUAUGGGUGAGGUAUAUCCCACUUCUGUGAAAACAUUACAAAUCAAACCACUUUCUCUGAGUUUAUUUAAGAUGCUUUUGUUGUGAGCAGAGCUCUAGAAUGAAGCCUCCUCUGUAUGUAUGAGAUAAUAACACCUUGUAACUCAUUACAGCUGGGCACUAUUUACAUAAACCAGAGCUGAGCUAGGCAGGAAUUUGCUGAUUAAUUUAUUUUUAAUGGAGUGAAGUAUACCAUGCACCAAAAUAAACUUUACUGUGUGUACCUAACUGCUCCUGGAAUGGAUGGAAAAAUUAAUGGAACAGAUUUUGGCUCCCAACUCUACACAUUAAUUCAUAUAUAAAAGUUAUUUGAGCUUUAACCCAUUUACUGCCCAGGGCAGCUCCCUAGCCACAGAUCCCAGCCCACAGCACCAGUUCAGCUACUGGGCUUGCUUUAGAAUCAUGGUCUCUCCAAUUUGGAAGGGAGAUUAGAGGUCAUUUAAUACAGCCUGACCCAGAGUUGGACUCCCCUUCUCACCAUUUUAUCUGGCCUAUGUUCAUACAUGCCCUAUAUGAAUAUCUCCAGCAGCAGAUGGUCCCUGCCUGCUGAGCCAAGUCCUGUCUCCAGAAGAUGAGUAAUUGUCAAACACUCCAACUUGUAAUACAGAGCUCAUUGCAAACAGCCAAAUCAGAUCUAUCAUGUCUGUGUUGUCCUAGAGCCCUCACUUCCUGACCAUCCACAUCCUUUACUGACUCCCCUCCCCUCCCCUUCAAGAUAAAAUCCAGACUCACCAGAGGCCACAAGACUUCUUAGUUUGACCCCUGCCUCCAUUCCCAGCAUGUUUUUAUGAUCUCUAACCCAUUUCUGCUCUGAGCAAACUGAACCACUUGGAGUUACCUGAAAAAGAAAAAAGAAAAAAAAACAC
Molecule: messenger RNA, 3161 nt
Organism: Erinaceus europaeus (western European hedgehog)
Lineage: Eukaryota; Metazoa; Chordata; Mammalia; Eulipotyphla; Erinaceidae
Product: ubiquinol-cytochrome-c reductase complex assembly factor 1
Exons: 10
Coding region: 125-1024 (299 amino acids)
Biological process (GO): mitochondrial respiratory chain complex III assembly
Cellular component (GO): mitochondrion
Source: RefSeq, a predicted model, not a curated record